UUCUCUGUUUUUUGUUUGUCUUUACAACUGAACGUGAUUAAGCGGUGGAAAACAACGCUAUAAAAGCCAAUUUAACAGCAUAUUUUGGAAAAUGACCCGAAACGGAGCAGAUACCAGAAUAUGUGCACCAUCACGGAUUUCAUUAGUGAGCCAGAGGAACAGCAGCUGCACGAGGAGAUCGAGCCCUAUAUGAGUCGUCUGCGCUACGAGUUCGAUCACUGGGACGAUGCCAUACACGGUUUUCGGGAGACGGAGCGGAAAAAGUGGUUCCCUAAAAACAGAGAGGUCCUGGAGCGCGUGCGCCAAGUCGCCUUCGAUGGAGCAGUUAUGCCCUAUGUCCACAUCCUGGAGCUUGCACCCGAUGGUGUUAUCAAGCCCCAUGUGGAUAGCACGAGAGUAGGUCCAUAA
Messenger RNA from Drosophila mauritiana, 408 nucleotides. RefSeq names its product alpha-ketoglutarate-dependent dioxygenase alkB homolog 7, mitochondrial-like. Lineage: Eukaryota; Metazoa; Arthropoda; Insecta; Diptera; Drosophilidae. Gene Ontology annotation, biological process: DNA damage response; fatty acid metabolic process. The coding region runs from base 121 to 408 and encodes 95 amino acids. The transcript is spliced from 2 exons. Gene Ontology annotation, cellular component: mitochondrial matrix. The record is from RefSeq and is a predicted model, not a curated record.